UAUCUUACCAGGCCACCAACAUCACCGACACAGCAAUGUCGAGCGGGUUCCGUUUGUUUAUGGUGGAAUUUGUUUAAUUUAUCCUUCUUUCUCAAUUAGUUUUCGGAGAAAACUUAUGUUGUUGACAGUAUAGAUCUUAUUUUCGUUCAGACCAGACGUUAACUGCAACGCAACCCCAACCAAACUGGCAGGCAUUUAAAGAGCCAGUGGACUGUAUCGAGAAGCCGUAUCGUACAUCGAACGAAAACCGAAACGAAAUGGUGGCUCCGAAAAUAAGUGAAAACACUAUCGAUGAUUCGUUACGCUGUAGUCGAAUUUUUAUCUUGGCUAAAGUAGUGCCUUUUCCGGAAAAGUGCCAAUUGAUACGCUUUCUUGUGUUCGUUUUCAACUUUCGUCUACACAUCAUUAUCUUUUUGGGGGACGGAUCACAACGGAUUUGCGGCAAAUGCCUGUGAAUUCGGAACACAAUCACAGUGCGAACAGUGAGUGAACAUUUAUCAAGAAAGCAACAACUGGUAACUGCCGGUAGAUACGAUCCAUUGAUGGCUUCAAGAAAUCGAGUGCCUUCACAGCAGCUUCGCGACGACUUUUUACUCGAGACCAAUUUCGAUGAUGAUGGAACCUUAACCCGGGCGUACAAUACCCUCAACAAUCAGAAUGGCAACGGGACCCGAGAGUCAGUCCAAUAUCAGCCCCAACAGCGCGCCCUCAGUCGCAGGAGUCUUGCCUAUCGGUCUAACUUAUCAGUGGAUCGAUACUCUGAUAACACGAUACAUGGUCGACGAUCGAAAGGCGACUGCUGCAAAUCAUGUAUGACUCGUAUACCAUACGCUACGCUGAUAGCGACGGUUAUGUGCCUUAUUGGCGUAGGAAUUUUCUGCGGCACAAUGUACCGAGGAACGUCACUUGCGAUCAUCAUGCUGGACCAAGUUUUUCAUUUGCGACUUUUGUGGAUUGAGGCAGUUCAAAUGAUUUUUGUCGUUAUCGGUGCCUCGAUGGGUGCACUGGGACUGAUGAUACUUUUCGUUGGAUUCCUCGCGACUGGUGCCACCCGGUAUAAGGUUUACCGGGCCUGGGGAUCCCGUGUUGGUGGUCGUAUAUCUUGCGCCGUGUUCAUGGGAAUAACAUACAUACUGAAGAUCGCCUGGAUUCUAAUUCUCUGCUUCCUAAGUGUGGUCACUUUCGUGUUCACUAUUUUCUGGAACAUGUGUGAGAACCCGGACGUGCAGUCCCAUCGGAGCGAUAUUGAUUUGACGCAAUUUUAUUUCAUGUUCCCUGUCGGGGUCAAACAGGAGGAUAUGAAAAUUCGUGACCAGAGCAAGGUGAAGGCUUUUUGCAAGGACGGUGUGGAAAAGUGUGAAAUCAUGUUCAUUCUUGCUACCGUCAGCUGUUUGCUGAUUAUCCUCAGUUUGGUGCACUAUCUCAUGUGCUUGGCAGCAAACUAUGCCCAUAUUCGUGAUCAUGAAAAGUUCCAGGAGCUUCAAGAGAUGCAGAAUCUGACCGAAAUGGAGUACACGGCUUCGUCCAAGGAUCGUUUUUAGGAUACGGCCCAGGGAAUUUAUAUCGAACACAACACUUGAUAUUGCCAGCGAGUUAGAGGUGCUAUACGAGCAGCUUACGUUUAGGUUUACGUAGUGCACUGUAUAAGAUGUAAUUAUUGUUUAAGAUUCGCCCUAUUUCUUCGUUUUUUUCUAUUUACUGAAAACGCUCAAAAUAGAACGUUUUGUGACUUUAUGCUCAAAAAACAUUCGUUGCUAACUUGUUUCAAAUAUUUUGUCCGUCCAUUUUAAUAAGUAUGUGCGAAUUCUCUUUUUUUUUUGUCUAUCAUUUCACCACCAUCCUGCUCGAUAUAAGUUUCCCUGGAUAAUCAUUCGGUGAGAACAAAUCAAAGUACCAUUUUGAAAAACGAUCAAACGUAAAUGGUGCCACGCAAAGCACAAAUAUUUUUGUAUUUUCACAUGAGAUAGAACCAUGAUAAGGCUGAUAAAAUAAAACAAUAACUUUGUCAUAAACCAUAUAUACACACAUCCUACGUUGUGACAACACUCGAGCAAAUUUAGAACCCGGUUAUUACCGUAAUAGUUAGUGAGAAAACAGCCCAGGAGGAACAAUACUACUAUAACCACAACUGGAACAUAUCCGUGGAGAACCGAUAGAUCCACUGCAAACCAAAUCUUUACACUGAAACACAUCACGAAGAAUCGACAAAUUGUUCAACCUCUUAUAUCACAGAAUCCGAGUGACAAGGAAAUAUUAUAUUUAGAACUAAACAAUGAGAGGCCCAGAACUUGUAAUCCUCGGAAUAUUUCAAUUUGGAUGUGACUGAAUAAUUAUGAACACGCACAGAAAUGGUUUCUUCUUUCUAUGUCGGCUAUAUUGGAAUGAAGGUAGAUAGUGAAAUCGAAGUGAAUUGUAGUGGAAAAGACACAUUGUAGCCCAUAAUAGCUAUUGAAAGGAAAAUGAACCAAUUAGAGAUGUUCUUACAUUCCGUACUAGAUUGCCCUAAAUAUUUACAACAUUUCCAAACGUAAUUUAACUCAACCAUCUAGAUUAUAAUCCAACUGUAUGAGUGUACAAUCUUCAAUGCGAAAUCCCAAUCACCAAAUCAUCAUCAUCAUCAUCAUCAUCAUCAUUAUCAUUGUCUAUAAAAGCAUUAAGCGUUCAUAUAACCGUUGUAUCGUACUAAUCGGGUGAAUAAGUUAACAAAACACCCGAAUCUUUGAUCAGUAUUCAUUAAGCAUUAAACCUUACGUCAUUCCAAAUGACCAUUAUUGGCAAUAUUGCUCCAAUCGUUCGUUCCAUGUCUGUUAUCUUAUUCCUACGUGAAUCAUAUGUAGAACAUAAAAAACCGCUUGUUUCUCUCAUCUAUGCCAAAUUUUUCAGCUAAUAACUUUUAACUAGUUCCAUAACUGCUUGUUUUUUCCUAUGCGCGCAUUUGAUUACACUAUACUUUUCUAUCGUAUCAUUAAUAAUUCAUCAAUGGGACUCAGGUUUUGAAUCCGAUAAUAAAACGAAAAAGAGAAGCAAAUAAGUGAGCAUGUGGAAGACGUUGGUUUCGUUGUAUACGGUCGGAACCAAGUGUAUUUUUAGGAAGGUUUUGUCCCUGUAUUUCGGACCACAAAAAUUUGAAAUAAAUUACCUAUACUAGGA
This is a messenger RNA of Toxorhynchites rutilus septentrionalis, 3150 nucleotides long. It is a transcript of the gene M6, whose product is annotated as neuronal membrane glycoprotein M6-a. Gene Ontology annotation, cellular component: plasma membrane. The transcript has 6 exons. Gene Ontology annotation, biological process: neuron projection development. Bases 543 to 1541 code for a protein of 332 amino acids. NCBI's taxonomy places the organism in Eukaryota, Metazoa, Arthropoda, Insecta, Diptera, Culicidae. The record is from RefSeq and is a predicted model, not a curated record.